Molecule: messenger RNA, 905 nt
Organism: Darwinula stevensoni
Lineage: Eukaryota; Metazoa; Arthropoda; Ostracoda; Podocopida; Darwinulidae
Source: the annotation of a GenBank genome assembly
GAAUUAGGUGAGGUGUUCCACCAGCUGCAUAUGUUGACUGCUCACAUGGCACACUUCUCGACCCAACUCAACUACUACCUGUCGUUCGACGUGGUGGAAUGCGGGUGGGUGGAGGCGAUGAAGCGACUACGUAGUGACUCCCUCGAUUCACCAGAGAGCCUCCUCCUUGCCCACUCCAACUUUCUCCAGUCGGCAACCAAGCAUGCUUUCCUCCAUCCGGAAUCCAGGGUGAUCAAGUCUCAGCUGCGUUUGCUGUAUGGGCUCCUGGAGGAUCUGCAGACACUAGUGGAGGGCUUCCUGCGGCCUGCAUUGGCCGAAAAAGAGCGGAUCGAUGCCCAUCGCGCCCGCACCGAGGAGCGCAUCCGCAACAAGAUGUAUGGUACCAAUGAGGCAGAGGAAGCUGCCCUUGCCCUUGCUUGGCAAAAAUUCCUGCCAAUUGUUGAGGAAACCCAGACAAAGGCACGGUGCCUGCUGACGACGUACGAGGAACAGAUGUCGGCGUUCCUCCUCGACCUGUGCUCCAUGGAGGACGUGCGGCUGCAGGACCUGUGCAUCCGCCUCGACAUCUCCGGAUAUUACGUCUCCCGCGACCAGAAGCUCCGCAUGUCCCUCACGCUGGCGCACCGACUCAGUCGCGGGCAGCUUCGGCUUCGGGCCGACCACGCUUCCGUUCCCAGUCUUCGCUGAAAACUGCCAGAAUUAUAUUCGAUUUUCUUCCCCCAUUGAAGUUGUCAUGAGUUGUUCCUUACUUAAGGUCCCACUAUGAAUCUCCAUGAUGUUCUGUGUCAGUUUCUCUUGUAUUUUCUUCCUACCCAUGUUUGUAAAAAUUUAUAUGCUUUUGUUGUCUGUGCCAUUGCGGAUGAUUUUACCAUUGUCGAUCCGGUCAAUGGAUUUUUGAUACCUCA